AGCUCGAAGUCUUUGGAGGCCGAGACUCAACAGCUCUUUCGUAUUCUAUAAGUUCAGUAGUAACGGUCCGUAUCGUGCGGACAAGUACGUACAACUAUGAGCUUGAUCAGGAACGUGUCGAGUCUAUUGAUAUUGGCGGGGAUCCUUUCAAGUGGUCUAAGCAUUGCCAUUUAUGGACCAUCACCCCACUGUCCUGAGCUUUAUGGAGAACAAGCUUACCCUCAUCCUGAAGAUUGUGCAUCUUUCUUCCUUUGUGUCAAUGGUACUUUAACUUUAGAACGAUGUGAAAAUGGUCUUCUUUUUGAUGGACAUGGUGCUGUUCACAAUCACUGUAACUAUCAUUGGGCUGUGAAAUGUGGAGAUCGUCAAGCUGAUCUUACUCCAAUCAGCUCACCUGGAUGUGAAUAUCAAUUCGGAGUCUAUGCGGACAGUGAUUCUUGUAGUACUACUUAUAUAAAAUGUGUCUAUGGAGAACCACACCAUGAAGAAUGUCUUCCAGGUCUUGCUUGGGAUGACAAAUCCCACACCUGUGUUUGGCCUGAUCAAUUGAUUCCUUUCUGUAAUCCUGAAGAGAUUGUUGGAUUUAGAUGUCCUACAAAAGUCCCUAAACACACUGCUGCUGCUAAAUUCUGGCCAUUCCCAAGGUUCCCUGUUCCUGGAGAUUGUGGAAGAUUAAUUACAUGUGUAGAAGGUCAUCCCCGUCUUUUAACUUGUGGAGAUAAACAACUAUUCGAUUCAGUUACGUUAAGUUGCAUGGAUCCUGAAGAAUUCCCAAAAUGUGCCGAUAGUUACGAAUGAUUUUAAUCCAAGAGGAGAAAUAGAAAAUUGGAAGAGAAGUGAAAUUUAUCCACCUAAUUAUGUAUAGUCACAGAAAAUAUAAUUAUUAAAUAAAGAUAAUAAAUAAAAUAUUUUUGUGAAUCAUAAACAACUAUAUUCCUUUGGUUAAUAAAUUUAUCGAUAUAUAUUCAUAUAAAAA
Chelonus insularis is the source of this 976-nucleotide messenger RNA. RefSeq names its product Peritrophin A (gene Cpap3-d). The record is from RefSeq and is a predicted model, not a curated record. Lineage: Eukaryota; Metazoa; Arthropoda; Insecta; Hymenoptera; Braconidae. Gene Ontology annotation, molecular function: chitin binding. Gene Ontology annotation, cellular component: extracellular region. The transcript is spliced from 5 exons. The coding region runs from base 97 to 798 and encodes 233 amino acids.